GAGGAUGCAGUGAUCAUUGUUGGCGCCGGCAUUGCCGGCCUAUCUGCAGCCGCAUCCCUGCACAAGGUGGGGGUCCGGGCGGUGGUGCUGGAGAGGGAGGGGGGCCCGCGCGAGGAGGGCAGCGCAAUCACCUUUUGGCCCAAUGCAUUCAGAGUCCUGGAUGCUCUGGGUGUUGCAGCACCAGUCAGGGAGAGCCAUCCGCUGGUGCGCAGCUUCGGGCUGGACGAGUGCGAGGGAUCGCCCCAUGACGCGCGCAUCGUUCGACGCAACUCCCUCCUGGCAGCACUACGGACCGCGGUUCCGGACGGCGCCACCCAUUACGGUGUCACCAUCGCAGACGUGCAUGCCACAGAGACCGGUGCUGAGGUGGAGUUGGCUACCGGCGAGCGGCUGCGGUGCAAGGCAGUGGUGGGUGCAGACGGGGUCAAGAGCCGCAUCGCUGCCAAACUGGGACUCAAACCUGCCACCUAUGCAGGAGAGGUGUACUACAGGGGGGUGGCCACGUUCCCAGAGGGCGUUCCUGAGCCUCCUGGCACGCUGCGCAUGAUAUGGAGCCAGCGCGGCGUGAGAGUGGGAAUCUCAACAAUCUCAGCCACCGAGUGCUUCUGGUUCACCACACUCGCAUGCCCCGAGCAAGCCAAGAUGGAGACUCCAGAGAAGCGCCAGGCAAGAUCUCUCUUGCAGCUGGCAAAGGCUCGUUCGCAACCGGACGCGAUUCGCCACACGCCAGCGGACAAUAUCAGCCGCUCGCGCAUCGUGGACCGGUGGCUGAAAAAUGGGACAAUCUUGGGCCAGGGGUGUAUCACUGUGGCGGGGGACGCGCUGCACCCCAUGACCCCCAGCCUCGGCCAGGGCGGCUGCAUCGCACUCGAGGUGGGCACUCCUGCACCCUUCUGUCUUGCUUCACCAAACAGAGAAGGAUACUGA
Coccomyxa subellipsoidea C-169 is the source of this 927-nucleotide messenger RNA. Its product is annotated as FAD/NAD(P)-binding domain-containing protein. NCBI's taxonomy places the organism in Eukaryota, Viridiplantae, Chlorophyta, Trebouxiophyceae, Coccomyxaceae. The annotation marks the transcript as partial. Gene Ontology annotation, molecular function: FAD binding. The record is from RefSeq and is a predicted model, not a curated record. The transcript is spliced from 7 exons.